UAAGGGGGGAGGUGGUGAUGGUGAAAGUGAGCCGAUAAGAUAACUGGCUUGUUGGCUGUUGCUGUUAUGUCCAAAAAUGGCACUUGCAUUUGUAAAUCCGUACAAAUAACACACAAUUUUCCCUUUGCGCUACCAAGACUACGGUAGCAUGAUAUCUUCAGAAGACAAGUCGCAAGAAAAGAGCCAAUAUUUGCAAACUACACCGCAUAUUAUAUCAAAUUAGUUAACCCCUGAUCGAGUCGGUUAACCCACCGUCCGAGAUGGGGAAGGAGGCGAAUGGUGUUUCACGGAGCCGGUUUGAGAUGUUCUCAAACAGCGACGAAGCGGUCAUCAAUAAGAAGUUGCCCAAGGAACUGUUGCUACGAAUCUUCUCCUUUCUCGAUGUGGUGACACUCUGUCGCUGUGCCCAGGUCUCAAGGUCCUGGAACGUUCUUGCCUUGGAUGGCAGCAAUUGGCAAAGGAUUGACCUCUUUGACUUCCAGAGGGACAUUGAGGGCCGGGUGGUGGAGAACAUCUCGAAGCGAUGUGGAGGUUUCCUGCGGAAGCUGAGCCUGCGAGGGUGCCUGGGUGUGGGAGACAGCGCUUUAAGGACUUUCUCCCAGAACUGCAGAAACAUUGAGCUCCUGAGUCUGAAUGGAUGCACUAAGAUCACAGACAGCACGUGUAACAGCCUCAGUAAGUUCUGCCCAAAGCUGAAGCACCUGGACCUCGCUUCCUGCACCUCGAUCACCAACCUGUCCCUCAAGGCCCUCAGUGAGGGAUGUCCUCUGCUGGAGCAGCUCAACAUCUCCUGGUGUGACCAGGUGACCAAGGAUGGUGUCCAGGCCCUGGUUCGAUGCUGCCCAGGGCUCAAAGGCCUUUUCCUUAAAGGAUGUAUACAGUUAGAAGAUGAGGCUCUGAAGCACAUUGGGGGCCACUGUCCAGAACUGGUCACUCUCAACCUGCAGACCUGCUCGCAGAUCACAGACGAGGGCCUCAUCACAAUCUGCCGUGGCUGCCACCGCCUCCAGUCCCUGUGUGUGUCCGGCUGCGCCAACAUCACCGACGCCAUCCUCCAUGCGCUGGGUCAGAACUGCCCGCGGCUCAGAAUAUUGGAGGUGGCCCGCUGCUCUCAGCUCACUGAUGUGGGCUUCACUACUUUAGCAAGGAAUUGUCAUGAACUUGAAAAGAUGGAUUUGGAAGAAUGCGUACAGAUUACAGAUGGAACGCUGAUCCAGUUAUCCAUCCACUGCCCUCGUUUGCAAGUCCUGAGUCUUUCUCACUGUGAGCUGAUCACUGACGACGGCAUCCGACACCUGGGUAGCGGCCCCUGUGCCCACGACCGGCUGGAGGUGAUCGAGUUGGACAACUGCCCCCUGAUCACGGACGCCUCACUGGAGCACCUGAAGAGCUGCCACAGCCUGGACCGCAUCGAGCUUUACGACUGCCAGCAGAUCACCAGGGCCGGCAUCAAGAGGCUGCGGACCCAUUUGCCUAACAUCAAAGUGCACGCAUAUUUCGCCCCCGUGACUCCGCCCCCUUCCGUCGGAGGCAGUCGCCAGAGGUUCUGCCGCUGCUGCAUUCUCCUAUGAUUUUCAAAGAUGGCGUCUCCCGCACCGCAGUCAUCGUAGGAUCUGACGACAUGCUGAGGCCCGAACAGUUCAACGUCCCUUCAUAAUAGUGCAAGCUGGUUUCUCCCACCAAACCACCCCCCAAAUCAACCCUGCAUUAGAGCAAGAGCGGAAGAACCCCAAAACACAAAGCACCCGAAAGGUCUGAGAUCUUCUUCCCGACAACAUUCCUAUAUUACCUUCUUUCUCUCCCUUCCACCAUCGCUUCCUUUACAAUUUGACACGCCGACACAAUUCAUGUACCAGUGACAAACACAGGCUAGCACCAAAACACACACACACUUGACUUGAGAGGGCUGUCCUGGUUAAUUUUCUUUCUUUCUUGAGCACUUUGGUCAACAUAUACACGCAGACUAGUAUUUAUCUGAGUUGUUUUGCACCCGAUUUGAGAUCAUUAUCGUCAGGCAUUAGACGCUCUGAUCCGUGAUUGGCUCAUGCGAAGCUCUGAAAGCCAUUUCAUUAGCACAUUAUAGAAUGUGGGGGGGAACGACUGUUACAGCAGUGGCCACAGGGGUGCAAAGAAAAUUGACUUAAUAUUACGUGGAAAAUGAGUGGCAGGCGUUAAUAUAAAGUCACCAUAUACAUUAAGACCCCCUAGUCCUCCAGAAAAAAACAACCUACUCCCCAUUUCUAGUUGCCCAUAGUUGCCUUUGUUUAUCCAGACUGUGUACAAUUAGCUGUCAGUACUUCACUACAAGUACUAGAGUCUUGGUUGUUCAGAAUGGUCCUGCUGUUGUCCCUACCAGGUCCCACUUAAAAGCACACGCACGUGCACACACUAUACACCCCUUUUGUUAUGUUUCAUCCCGUUAUAAUUUUAAAGAUUGUUUUAGCAUUUAAGUUAUUUUGUAAGCAUAUACAUCAUCCAUGAAAACACCCACCUACUACUUUACUUUCAGUCCUCUCCGUCUCCUGCUCUUUACAUGUUACAAUCAAAAACCUAAAAACUGUAUUUUCAUAAAAUGUGACACCAUUGAAGACUAAAUGUGGGGACUGAAGAAGAUGGCAGAUGUUGCAUGUAGUGAAUCAAGUAAAAAAAAUCAUCAUAACAAAUCUCUGUACAUAUAAGGACCGUGACUUCCGAGAGCGAGAGCCAGGUAACCCACACCAAGAAUAAGAUGAAGAAAACAACAUACUCACAAAGGCUAAUUCUGGUGCAUCUCUGACAGAAGUUCUUCUGGAGGUUCAUUUUUAAACAUUUAACCGAGUACCGCAACUGGAGCUGAAAGUCUUGCAGCGAAACCUGUGCAUCACAAACAAUGGCCGCAACGUAAAAAAAACAUGGACGUAUUAUGAUGCAAAUACAUCAAGAAAAUGUAAUGGACCGGUCUUUCAGUCAGGAAAAAUGUAAAGAAAAAUCUAAAAGUAUUUAUAUUUUCAGUUAGUUUUAUUCCGUUUUAAUUUAGUUGCAUCUAUAAAAAAAAUAAACGACUGAUUACGAAGAAACACAAACACACACACACUCACACACACACACACACACACACACACACACACACACACACACACAUACACACACACAGUGUCUGCCCCCGACAAGGACUCCAGUUGACCUUGACAAACCCUAGGUCAGCUCCCAUGAGGCCUUGCAGCAUACUGAGUGGUCUGGCGGUCUGUGACCCCAUCUCCCCCCCACUGCCAACUCUCGGUCUGGCUGUCUGAGACCAGAGACAUGGGGGGGAGGCUGACUGGGGAGGGGUGGUCAGCUGGAUCAGACAGGAGGAGGAAGAACAGACCUCUGGCCUAAAGCUAGUGCACAAUUCUGGUCGGGUGAAGGUGGAGGAUAAUGAACUUAAUGCGGCAUUUGCUUUUUUCUGUUAUGAAGUAUUAACCCCCCCCCCAUGGACAGCAUUGACGCACUUGCACAUGCUUCACUCUAUGAUGCUCUAGCUCUUUCGUACGAUUCGCCUACGUUGUCUUUAUGACUUAUUUUAAAGUUUUCAAAAUGUGUGUGUGUGUGUGUGUGUGUGUGUGUGUGUGUGUGUGUGUGUGUGUGUGUGUGUGUGUGUGUGUGUGUGUGUGUGUGUGUGUGUGUGUGUGUGUGUGUGUGUGUGUGUGUGUGUGUGUGUGUGUGUGUGUGUGUGUGUGGGCCCAGUUUUGUAUUUGAAGUCAUGAAUAUAUUGUCUCCCACCCACCCCCCUGUUGAGUUUUUCCGCCCUUGUGUUCCAUGAUUUUUUGUCUCACACGUGUUAAUGUUUGUGUGUACAGAGCGUGUCCAGAGUUUGUUUUAUAUUAUGCCCAUAGAGCAGCCUUUGAGCCUGUGCAUAAUGGUGAAUGGGAACUCCAGGAUUUGAGGUUGUGGUUUUGGAGGAGGGUUUGUUUGUAUAAUGUCCGCUGUACCCCUUUUUGUCUCCCCCUCUUCUACUUCCCUAUUGUGUGCGUUUCGAUCGACCCUUUUAUUUCAAUUUUUUUCCCGAUGUAUUUCAUUUAUGAAUAUUUCUUAAAAGAUAAGUGUGACCUCACCGUAUGGAAUGUCGAUUACCCCACUAGCAUCCUUAUUACUCUCCCUCCCUCUUCCCAACACCCUUCACUUGGAUGCAAGUCACUAGCCAGCAAGCAAAAAACAUUUGAAAUAUUAUUCAAUCAUGUUUUGUGAUUUGACCUUUUUGGGCAUGGUGGAUAAAGCCGUACAGGGAUAUGAAUUGGGUGUAUUCUAACCAGCUGUGUUUUGUUUUAGGAAGAAUUCAUGCAGGGGUUAGAGGCGGCCACUCAAAGCCCAUACAGCAUGUAAGAUGUGUAAACAUACUCAACCUUGGGUUAAAGGACUUUGAGCCUUGAUGUAAUCACCUGCUGCCCCUCUACAAGAACUAAUGUGGCACACUCCAAGCCACCAGUCAGAAUAUACAAACAAGUUAUUAUUAUCAAACCUAACCCACUCAAACACUGGCUGAGUUGAGGGCAAGUCAAACUAAAGAAGAGGGGUGAGGAGGAGAUGCCCAACAGCGGAGUCAAACGAGACACUAAAGAUACUUUAUUCUAAAAGAAUGUAUAUGGUUCGCAAAAAGUGAGAAUAAUAAUCAUUAUUAUUCCAUGGCAUUAAAUGCACUAAUGAGCAGGACUACAGCACUUUGUGUCUGUGAAGGCAUAUCAUCUAAAAUAAACGCUUUGGCCUGGCUCCCUUUUCAGUUGAUUUAUCAGCUAGACUAUAACAUGCUAUUUGCUCUGGGUUAGCUUCUUUUUUAAUGCACAUCUUCCCAGCACUGGGGUGGAGCUAAGGAAUAGGCAAUAUAGAAGGGCAAGAGGUGGCUCCACAGCGUGUUCUUGGUAGAUGGGACACUUGAGCAAUUACAAAUUCGAUUUUGACAAUGACUGUAGUUCAAUAUGAUUACUGUAAAUUAUCUUUUUUUUUUCUUUUAUCUUUUUUUUUUAUAAUUAACUGUUAUAAAUGAAUAUGUAUGUAUGAAUAAAUAUAUGCCUAUAUUAUUA
Gadus macrocephalus (Pacific cod) is the source of this 5036-nucleotide messenger RNA. RefSeq names its product F-box and leucine-rich repeat protein 20 (gene fbxl20). The record is from RefSeq and is a predicted model, not a curated record. The coding region runs from base 261 to 1571 and encodes 436 amino acids. Lineage: Eukaryota; Metazoa; Chordata; Actinopteri; Gadiformes; Gadidae. The transcript is spliced from 15 exons. Gene Ontology annotation, molecular function: protein binding. Gene Ontology annotation, biological process: SCF-dependent proteasomal ubiquitin-dependent protein catabolic process. Gene Ontology annotation, cellular component: SCF ubiquitin ligase complex.